UGGCUGAGAGCACAUAUGACAGGCGUGCGCGGACUCGCCAGCAACAGUUUCUUACUAGCUCUCGUUGGAGCAAGUACCCGAGGAGCCUUUAACACGAGCACCUGUCAAGUAUUGACCCUCGCACACUUUUGUGCAUCGCCGCGUCGACACAACUCACGUGCACUCUCCAAGAUGGUCGCGCUGAAGGCCCUGUUCGUCCUUGCCACCUGCACCCUCGUGUCUGGGUCGGCUAUUCCCAUUUGGGAACUUCUCACCAAGCAAGAGAAGAUGGGUCGCCUCAUGUAUGUCUUCAUCCACCUGGUAGACCAGUAUUGCAAGGAUUCGAACAUUCCUGAUUGCCAGAAGGUCCUGACACUCUAUGGGAUGUCCAAUUUGGUGAACGAGGAAGAAAACUCCCUAGACUUCAUGGACCCUUACCAGAGGGACUCCCGCAGCAUCAUCUGGGAGAAAGUCAUGAAGGGCGACUUCAAGCUGCCAUCUGGCAAGACUUUCUACUCUAAUGACCCAUCAUCGGCCGACGAUGAAGAUUACGAGCUUGUAAACGAGGUGCGUGACAGUUCGUAUCCUUCCAGCCUUUCCUUCCGCAAGAACACCAACGACCCUCACCCGUACGCCGUUCGAGUGCCCGCCCCCGUCAAGGUUGCUACUGCCCACGCCCGCGCCCAAACCCAAGCUGAUGCCCAGGUCGGCGGCAUCUCUAGCAGCCACCCAUACGCCGUCCGAGUGGCCCGCGAGGCAACCAUCCUCAGCCCCCAGCCCGUGGGCAUCGAGGCCAGCGCCGACUUCAAGCCCAUAAGGAGCGAGAGGAGAUUGAAUCCCGUCUUCAUCCAGCGCAUCCUGCCACGUCCCUUCGUCACCUCCUUCAACAGCAGGAGGAACUCGUCUUGAAGAAGUGAAGGGCUUGAGGAAGGUCGUCCGGAUAUGACCUAGUACCUCUGUCGCUUACGAAGCCAUUGUACAAAUACGAGAAGGGAGAGACCCUGGGAAGAGAGGUCCCCAGAGUGCUUUGACGAGCUCCAGUGACUGGAGGCGAAGGAGUGCGCAGAUGAAGGGCGAAAUCGGGGCCAGAUCGCGAUUACGCCAAUGCUUUAAGAAGACUCACACAGACGAGUAAGUCCUGCCAAGGAGGACGUGUUCCAAUUAUAAGAGGCUUUUAGACCAUGCUUUAUUCGUAUUUAAGCGGCGAGUCUGCCAGUGCGUGUGUGUAUAUAUAACUGUAAAUAUUAUUUAUAUAGAGUGUUUAUCUAGUCACGGACAGGGCGUCCGCCUUUGAGAGGUAAAGUGAAAA
Molecule: messenger RNA, 1288 nt
Organism: Penaeus monodon (black tiger shrimp)
Lineage: Eukaryota; Metazoa; Arthropoda; Malacostraca; Decapoda; Penaeidae
Gene: Reg-5
Exons: 4
Coding region: 16-888 (290 amino acids)
Source: RefSeq, a predicted model, not a curated record